Messenger RNA from Fraxinus pennsylvanica, 390 nucleotides. The record is from the annotation of a GenBank genome assembly. NCBI's taxonomy places the organism in Eukaryota, Viridiplantae, Streptophyta, Magnoliopsida, Lamiales, Oleaceae.
AUGGAGGGAGCACAUGAGGAAUUGGAGAGAAGGAGCAAGUUCUUGAACAGUUUGAUACAAAAGAAGAAGGAUGUCGAGCAUAAGAAGCAGAAUGACCGUAUGAAUGUGCGUGUGAGGGCUUCAGAUAUGCCUUUAUCUUUGCAAAAUCACGCAUUUAGGUUUGCUAGAGAUAAUCUAGAUUCAAUGGCGUCUGGGAAGCUUGACAGCAAACGCCUUGCUCUUGCACUCAAGAAGGAAUUCGACUCAACGUAUGGUCCAGCUUGGCAUUGCAUCGUGGGAACUAGCUUCGGCUCAUAUGUCACACAUUCCGUGGGAGGAUUUUUGUAUUUCUCAAUGGAUAAUGUCUAUAUUCUUCUAUUCAAGACUGCCGUUGAGCCUUUAGACAUUUGA